This is a messenger RNA of Miscanthus lutarioriparius, 156 nucleotides long. The record is from the annotation of a GenBank genome assembly. Lineage: Eukaryota; Viridiplantae; Streptophyta; Magnoliopsida; Poales; Poaceae.
AUGGCGGCCACCACCAACCAGGCGAGCCUCCUCAUGCAGAAGCAGCUCAGAGAUCUCGCGAAGCACCUGGUGGAUGGGUUUUCGGCUGGGCUGGUCGACGACAGCAACGUCUUCGAGUGGCAGGUCACCAUCAUCGGACCGCCUAACACCCUAUAG